UCUCCGGCAGAGUUCCCCAUCCCUGCAUGCAGAGAGGAGACUGCAGUGCUGUGCUGUGGGCUGGCUGUGACUGUCCUUCCCAGAUGCUCAGCAACAGGAGCUGUGCAGCCUUCCAGGAGGUGGGCCCCAUGUCAGGGAAGAGCACAGUAUCAAGGUGAAAACCUCCCCUUUCCUUUUGAGCCUACAACAAGCUGGUGUUAAUAAGCCCAGAUCCUCAGCCUAGGGGACCAAGUGGCAAGACAACAAUUUCCCCAGAGGUUCAUAAACUUCUGAUUAACACAUCAAGACCAUGAAGCCUGCUACGGAUGAGCAUCCUUCAGCUGGAAAAUCACAGAGAUGAUGGGGCAUCAUUACCACUGCCAAGGUUUCUACAAAGCCAGGUGCGAAAUAGAAUUGCAACUCAGAGAAGGCCAGCAAAAGUGUCACCAACUUCCUUUUAGGAGGAAUCCAAAUUAAGACACUGGGGAUUUUUACAUUAUUCCCUUCAACUCUACAAACUGAGUCUUACUGUCUCCAAAAAGCAGGAAUGAUUUUGGCACUGCAGCUCCAUUUCUCCUGAGACAGUUAUCCUGGAAAGUAGGAGAGAUGUCCUCAUUGGUGCCCCUACUUUACACCAUACAGCUGAGACCCCUGCAUCCCAGGAAGAAUCCAAAGGAGGCCAGACUUGGAAAGGCUUCAAAAUUGGGGCUAUGUUGCUAAUUAGCUGCCAAAAGCCACCAGAAGAGCAGAAGCUUAGAGAGAAUUUUAUGGAUUUUCCAUUAUGUUUCUGGAUCGGUUGCUUAUCCUGGUUUUGUGUUUCUAAGGCAUUAUUAUUUUUGUUAUUAUUAAUCAUUAUAAUACCUUUUACCAACGGAGCUGGGCAAAUGUUGCCUGCAAAACCUUCAAAGAAUUGAUCUCAGCACUUUAAGCAGUAGAAAGUCGAGUGCAGCACAAGAGUUGGAUGAACUUAAUCUGCCAGCGACAAUGGUUUUCCUCCCUUUAAAUUCCUCUGACUGUUCAAAUUGCACCCAGACUGUGGGGACAGUGAACAAUUUUAAGGCCAUAUUAUUAGGGGUUAUUUUAGGGGGGCUGAUUAUUUUUGGGGUGCUGGGUAAUAUUCUGGUUAUCCUCUCAGUAGCCUGCCACAGACACCUUCAGAGUGUCACCCAUUACUACAUAAUCAACCUGGCUGUUGCGGACUUCCUCUUAACUUCCACCGUCCUGCCUUUCUCAGCAAUCUUUGAGAUUUUGGGCUACUGGGUCUUUGGGAGGAUCUUCUGCAACAUCUGGGCAGCUGUCGAUGUCCUAUGCUGCACGGCUUCCAUCAUGAGCCUAUGUAUCAUCUCUAUAGACAGAUACAUUGGGGUGAGCUACCCACUGAGAUAUCCAGCUAUAGUGACAGAAAAGAGGGGACUCCUGGCUCUGCUAAGUGUCUGGGCUUUGUCUCUGGUGAUCUCCAUUGGACCGCUCUUUGGCUGGAAGGAGCCAGCUCCAGAAGAUGAGACCAUCUGUCAAAUCACUGAAGAGCCUGGCUACGUAUUGUUCUCUGCUUUUGGCUCCUUCUACCUCCCCUUGACCAUCAUCUUGGUGAUGUACUGUAGAGUGUAUGUGGUGGCCAAAAGGGAAAGCAAAGGCCUGACUUCUGGCUUGAAAACAGAGAAAUCUCAUUCUGAAGAGGUGACCCUCCGGAUCCAUCGCAAAAACACCUCGGUACGGAGCAGAUCUGCAUCCUGCACAAAGAACAAAACGCACUUCUCAGUGCGUCUCCUGAAGUUCUCCAGGGAAAAGAAAGCAGCCAAGACCCUGGGGAUAGUGGUGGGGUGCUUCAUACUGUGCUGGCUUCCUUUCUUUAUAGUCAUGCCUAUUGGCGUUUUCUUUCCUGCACUCAAGCCCUCAGACACGGUUUUUAAAAUAACGUUUUGGCUUGGGUAUUUGAACAGCUGCAUCAACCCGAUCAUCUACCCGUGCUCGAGUCAAGAGUUUAAAAAAGCAUUCCAAAAUGUCCUACGAGCCCAGUGUUUCACAAGAAAGCAAGCAGCCAACAAGCAUUCCCUUAGCUUCAAUCUGAACCAGCCAGCUAGCCCCAGUAUGGACGGUGCCAAGGAUGUUGUCCGUAUCCCUGUAGGAUCGGGGGAAACCUUCUAUAGGAUUUCCAAGUCCAAUGGGGUCUGCGAGUGGAAGAUUUUCUCCACCAUGCAAAGCAUGUCUACAAAAAGUGCAAUCUCUAAAGACAAGUCCAGCUGCGCCAGAGCCAAAGUGAAGAGCAAAGGUUUCCUCAGGACAUGCUGCUGUACUGGCCCAUCAAGGAGCGUCACUCGGGAGAACCUUAACGUGCCAACCAUUAAAAUACACACUAUCUCCCUCGGUGAAAACGGGGAGGAUGUCUAAGGGAUCGAGAUCUCUAAUGGGACUGGGGAGGAGGAAGGGAAUCUUUACAUGCAACUGUUCAGCUCUGGCAACCUUGCUCUGCUGGCAUAGUUCUGUGAGCAGGAAGUUGUUCUUCUUAAUGGGAAGUAGGGAUGGAUGCUGAAGUAGGGGGAGUGGCCUGAAUCAAAGGAGUAGCAUGUCAUAACACAGCGGGGGUCAAAGCUUUUUAGAACUGAAGUCAUUGAGAGUUGUGGACUUGAUCCAAAGCCCAUUGAAGUCAAUGGGAAUCUUUCCAUUUAUUUCAAUGGCCAUUGAAGCCCCGAAGCACCUUUAAGCACCGGCCCCUUGAAAUGACUGUAACAUCAUUUCCCUACCAUUUAAAGGCUUUGAUUUUCACUGUCUCUUCUUUUUAAAGCUCCAGCGAUUCUGAUUUUG
Molecule: messenger RNA, 2781 nt
Organism: Malaclemys terrapin pileata
Lineage: Eukaryota; Metazoa; Chordata; Testudines; Emydidae
Gene: ADRA1A
Product: adrenoceptor alpha 1A
Exons: 3
Coding region: 964-2367 (467 amino acids)
Biological process (GO): regulation of vasoconstriction; regulation of cardiac muscle contraction; adenylate cyclase-activating adrenergic receptor signaling pathway
Cellular component (GO): membrane
Molecular function (GO): alpha1-adrenergic receptor activity
Source: RefSeq, a predicted model, not a curated record